UGAGAGUAGCAGUAGGUGACAAGAGCAGAUAGUCAUUUUCUCAGAGGAAGAACCCAACGGGUAAAGUCAACAGUUUCAUUCCGACGCUGAAAUAAAAGAUGAGGACAACAAUCUGGCUUGCUUUUAUUUCUGUUCUUUACCUUACUCUGCCAGCCACGACAUCAAAGCCAACUCUAAUGUCAUCACAACUGAAAAAAAUAGCUCGGCUAGUCAUCCCUUACGUCAACAAGGUCCGCGGCUAUGCAAUACUACGACCAGGUACAGCUGAGUUUACGGUUCGCACUAGCGAUUCGACUGGUCAAACCGGCGUUAAACAAGACGAUGACGAUAAUGAAGUCCUACCUGAUGCAGGCAUUACAGACUUCGAAGAUGGAGACUUGGACGAUUUGCAUGCCCCUCAUCGCAGGUUUGAUGACUAUGGCCACAUGAGGUUUGGAAGGAGUGGCCCCGCCAAAAAAUUUGAUGACUAUGGUCACAUGAGAUUUGGAAAAUGAUAUGUGGCACACAUAUUUUCUGUCAAUGAAAUAUUAAAGUAACUAAUACUGAAGCAGUUUAUACAUAUUUGAGGAGCAUGUAUACGUAUACAGAAAUAAAGAAAUA
Messenger RNA from Limulus polyphemus (Atlantic horseshoe crab), 600 nucleotides. RefSeq lists its product as uncharacterized. The record is from RefSeq and is a predicted model, not a curated record. Bases 99 to 494 code for a protein of 131 amino acids. Lineage: Eukaryota; Metazoa; Arthropoda; Merostomata; Xiphosura; Limulidae. The transcript has 2 exons.